Molecule: messenger RNA, 3705 nt
Organism: Myripristis murdjan (pinecone soldierfish)
Lineage: Eukaryota; Metazoa; Chordata; Actinopteri; Holocentriformes; Holocentridae
Gene: casp2
Product: caspase 2, apoptosis-related cysteine peptidase
Exons: 12
Coding region: 290-1687 (465 amino acids)
Biological process (GO): regulation of apoptotic process; proteolysis
Molecular function (GO): cysteine-type endopeptidase activity
Source: RefSeq, a predicted model, not a curated record
UACAACAUACGUACAAGCGUUAUUUUGCUUUGUUAAAGUAACGCUACCCUGUAGUAAUUUAGAUGACUACAGCCAGCCUAGCAGCCUAAUUUAUUGGUUGUUGCUGUACAAGCACCCGGUGUUGCAUUGUUGACGUUAGCCGGGAUAGUUAAGGUUUUUUUUUUUUAGGUCGCGCAAAGAGUUUUAUUUCUAACUUUCAUUGGUAGCUUGUGUGUGGUGAAUGUGUAACGUGUGGAUAAAUAGUGACCUGUCCGACUGAGAAAACACAGAACCAGUAAGCCUGAGCAUAAUGCUGGAGUGCGGGAUGCUGGAGCGGGACAGACUCGCUCUUCGGAAGCGCUCUGCGGUCCUCUGCAAAGAAAUGGUGGUGGACGAGUUGUUUGUUCAGUCGCUGCAGGCAGACGACAUUCUCACUGAAAACAUGGCAGAGAGUAUACUGGCUGAGCAGACCUCUCAGAAGCGUAACUGGCGUCUGCUCUUCCUCCUGCCCAAACGCGGCCCCAGAGCCUUCAGGAGUUUCUGCUCAGCUCUCAGAGACACCGAGCAGCACCACCUGUGUGCCCUGCUCACACAGUCACCAGAGAAAGAUGGCAGAGAGCGGCAUGUCGAGUCUGUAACAGAGCCAGAGAGAGAGGCAGGGCGACUUUGCAUGCAGACACCAGAGAAGAAGAGAGAGAGGUCUGUGAACUCGUCCCUCCCACUUCCCACACAAGAAGUAAUUGCAGCCAAGAGAGUGAGGACACAUGAGUCCAUGGAGAUGAGUCUAGAUGCAGAUAGUCCUAUCACCACUCCUGUGCUUCCCUGCACUCAUGACUUCUACCUCUCUCACAGCCAGCAGUCAUACAAAAUGGGCUCAUCCCCACGUGGCUUUGCCUUGGUCAUCAGUAAUGUGACCUUUGACCCUUGUGCUGCCCCUGACCUCGACCCUAGGAAGGGUGGCGAGGUGGAUGAAGAGGUCCUCAGGAAAGUCUUCACAGAGUUGGACUACUUAGUCACUGUCCGCAGAGACCUCACUGCUCAGGGCAUGCGGAUGCAUAUCGAGCAGUUUAGCCGACAGCCAGAACACCGGACAGUGGACAGCUGUGUGGUGUGUCUGCUCUCCCAUGGAGUGGAAGGAGCGAUAUAUGGCACAGAUGGGCAGCUGCUGCAGCUGGACUGGGUGUUCGAGGCCUUUGAUAAUGCCCACUGUCCACUGCUGCAGAACAAACCCAAGAUGUUUUUCAUCCAGGCCUGCAGAGGAGAGGAGAUGGACUGUGGAGUGGAGCAGGUAGAUGGACCAGAGAGGACUUCUUCUCCUAGCUGUGAACAGCGGGAUGCAGGAAGAGAGGGAGAGGGCGAUGCAAACUCCAGACAAACAGGAGAGAUGGGAAGGCCCAGGAUUAAACUACCACAGCGCUCUGACAUGAUCUGUGGCUUUGCAUCGCUCAAAGGUCAGAAACUCUGCACUGCAGCCAUGAGGAACACUAAGAGAGGAUCCUGGUUUAUCCAGGAGCUCAACACAGCACUCCGUCUCCGAGCCAGGGACACACACCUCGCAGACAUCAUGGUCCAGGUGAACAGAUGUAUCAAGGAGAGGGAGGGAUACGCCCCUGGCACUGCCCACCAUCGCUGCAAAGAGAUGUCUGAGUUCACCAGCUCUCUGUGCAAAGACCUCUACCUGUUUCCCAAGUACCACCCCCAGUAUUGACAUGCAAAUAUGCACACAGAAACACACACAGACCAUUCCUUGCAUUCAAGCCUUUCUUCACGACAGGCACACACUCGUCUAUUCCGCUCCAAUUACUGCCACACACAGACACACACACACACCCUGUUACAACUCCACACGCUUGUGUCCAAACAGAGGAUUUAUUCAUUCACAUUUGCUGUGCAAAUACUGCCCCCCCUAAAACCGAUACACAUGCAUACGUUCAUAGAAAUCAUGGAAGGAAAAUGAAGAAAAUGAAGUCCAGCCGGCUACUUAAAUGACUAUUGUUUUUGUGUGUGUGUGUGUGUGUGUGUGUGUGUGUGUGUGUGUGUGUCGGAGCCAACAGAGCUCACAUCACAAAAUGCUUCUGUUGUUAUUGUAAACACGGCACGUCCCCCUGCCCCCCUGCGCUGGCUGGCUACUCGUUUCUCCUGGCUGGCUAGUCUGUGCCUUAGCGGAAAGCCCUGAGCAAGCUUGGAAAAAGACAAUGUAUUUGCAUACAAUUUAUUACCUAAGUGUAUCCAUCUGUUUCUAUAUCUAUGCCAGUUAUGGGGUUUUAAAGAUGAUCCUACUAACACACAGAAUCUUAUUUUUUGUGAGCAGGGGCUUUUUAUUUCGUAUUGCACAGCUACUUUGAGGUUUUAAGAGUCUCUUUUUGUAAAAAAAAAAAAAAAGUAUUCUAUACACAGAUCUAUUUUUGUUGCUUUAUUUUGUAUCAAAUUGUUUUUAUAUGAAUUUUUAAGCCCGUUCCCUUUUUGUACAUACUGUUUAUUCUAACUUGUGACCAUUUUUUUGUUGACUGGUGUAGUGACAGGCAGGGGGCAGUAUAGAAUGAUGAGGUUAAUGCAGCUGAGGUAAAUGCAUUUCACCAUCUCUGUCAUAACAUUUUUCAUAACUGUUCAAAUGACAUUUACUGUCUUGAUUAGUCAGCCAUUACUCGACAGCUGUAGUCAAUCACAUUUAUUAUUUAAAAGUAAAGUUAUUGCUGCAAGUUUAAAACUACUUCCAUUGGAAUAGUUCACAAUUAUUUUUCACAUAUCUCUUACCUCAUGGAGAGGAGCAAUACCUAAGCGGCAGCUUCAAAUCAAAAUCUUUACAAGUGUUUCAGUCCAUGUUUUUUGGGAUUGGUGUUCAUUUUGGGAAAAUUCUGCUUUUUAACCGUAAAUUGCACGAUAGCAGCCACUGAUAGCUUUUAAGUUUCUUUUCAUAUCAGUUGUUACUGUAGAUCUGGCCCUCCCACAGUGGUGGUCUGCCAUGGGAAUGUGGUGCUACUUUUGAGGUCAUGCACCUACAGUAUGAACUCUGACCUUUAUGCUAACUCUGACUCCUAAUAGUAUUUCUCCCUAUGUGGGGACCCCACACUUUUAGUUAGUCCCCCCCACUGUAUUUUUGUGUUGGUGGUUUUGCUGUAUGAAAUACAGUGAUGAUAAAACGUCUGUUUCUGAUGUCUUCCUAUAGUAUAAACAAUACGCAGUUUUCUACAGCAGCCUGUGCCAUGAGUGAAUGAUCUGUUAGAUAGAUUUAUGACCAUUGUGGUGCAUUUACAGUAUACUGUAUAGCUUUGAGAGUCACCCCCCCCCACACACACACACAUGCACACACAGCCUUGAGGAAAAAUUUUCAAGGCUGUAUGGGCAUUGACGUUUCCAGAAAAACCCUGACCAGGCAAGUGUGUUUUGUUACAACAGUGUUGUAGUGACGAAAAGAUGAUAUGGUCAAAAACAGUAUUGAUUGUUCACCAUCUGUAAACAAUAAAGCAUGUGCUUGUACGCUGUGCAUGAAGGACUUCUGGUAGACUUUACCUUGAUAUUAGAUCUGCUUACUCCUCUUGAUUUUGAUGAUAAUGGAGGAUAAUGUAAAACCAACACUGGACAAUAUCAAAGUGUAACUCUUACUAGACUGAAGGGUCAGGUUCACUGCCAAGUUAUGGUGAGGCGGAGAAAGGCUUUAUUUCUGUUUAUCACAAUGACUGCCAAAUGUUGUUCUUUACAAUAAACAGCUCAUGGUUUUUUAAUCAA